This is a messenger RNA of Lasiodiplodia theobromae, 3483 nucleotides long. RefSeq names its product Protein kinase. Gene Ontology annotation, biological process: protein phosphorylation. Gene Ontology annotation, molecular function: ATP binding; protein kinase activity. Lineage: Eukaryota; Fungi; Ascomycota; Dothideomycetes; Botryosphaeriales; Botryosphaeriaceae. The record is from RefSeq and is a predicted model, not a curated record. Bases 1 to 3483 code for a protein of 1160 amino acids. The transcript has 2 exons.
AUGGACUUCGCCUACUCCCCACAUCGCGAGGUCGGCGGAACUCUGCACCUCCACUCACCCACCCACCCGCAUUCGUACCGCGUCGACGGCUUUCCAUCCAUCAAGCAGAUUAGGCGUUCCCUCUCGCGCUCCCCCUCCAAGGUUUCUCGGUUCACCCUGCACAACAACUCGCCGUCCGGCUCCCCCAAGUCCCCGCUGUCCCCCCUGGCUCUGGCGAGAGUCUGCAGCCCAAAGUCCAAGGACCAACAUGUUCAGGAACUUUUCCCGUUCUCCCCUCUGCAGGACACUCCCGCCGCCACUACAACAACAAAGAAGAAGUCCGCCUUCCGCCGCCUUGGGCCCCUCCGCACUUCGCCUCGCAAGCGACCAACGCCGCGCAGAGUCCUCAGCGACACCUUGAACCAGGCCAAUAAGUCACCCACGUCGAGACGCCGCAGCACCGCAGAGGAGGACAACAUGGACGAGGACACCGAGGACCCCAAGUCCGACACGGAAUCCAAGGCGUCGAGCGCCCGCCUCGAGUUCAUGGACGACCCGAUCAAGUUUGAGUUUGCCAAGCCAAAGGCCGAGGCCAGCGACCCCGUCGCGAGGUGUCUCCAACCAGCAAAGUCGAGCCCGCUGAAGCGGAGCGACGGCAUCAUGAACCUCGACCAGGCCAGCCUCGGCAGUCCCGUGGCGAAGAGGAGGAGCCUGCACGGCGGACCGUUCGACGACGUGGACAGCUUCUCGCUCUCCGCCCAGGCCGAGGAGCGCGGAAGCAACGACCACCACGACAGGGAAACGACGAACUACUCGUUCACGCCGGCGUCCUCUUCCCCGCUCGGACCGCGGCGCGCCUCCCCGAUCAGGAAGCAAUCACUCAGACGGUCGACGCUCAACCGGUACAGCACCGCCGGCGGACGUUCGCGCCUCUUCGAGGGACACGAAUUUCUAUCCGCGAGCCCGGCCGUGCCCAAGUCCAAACCUCGCAUUUCCCUGGAUAGCGGCGUCGCCAUGAGCCCAUCGCCGGCCGAAUCGCCCUUCCGUAAGAACGCCAAGUUCGGCGCAUCCCAUCUUCAAAAGCGUUCGGUCUCGGGCCCGGCCAUCACCCACCAGCCACAUCCUCUGUCAAACGCCCUUACUCCGUCUUCUUCGUGCUCGAGCCUCAGCGACGAUGACGCUUCUCCCUCCCAUAUGCCCCCGCCGGCGCCGGCCCCUCAGCGCCAGACUAUCGCUGAAAUGUCGAGGCCUCCGAUCAGCUUCUCCCGAUCUCUUCCCAUCGGUGCCGCCCGCCCGGCUGGCCGCGCGGCGUACGCGCCGUCCGACUCCUUUGCUACUCCCGACCACUUCAGAAUGGCCAGGCCUCUGCCGUCUGCCUUCAUGUCGACCGGCCUCAUCUCCAAGAAGAACCGCAACGUGGAGGCACCCGCGGCCGGAGGCGCUGAGAACUACACCAUGCCCGACACGCCGUCGAAGAGGGUGUCUUUCCCGCCGCCCCUCGCAAGCUCGACGCCGUUCCAGCGGAGCGCGUUCGGCAAGUCGACCAUGUCCCGGCCGGAGUUUGGCACACCGUCCACGCCGGUCAGCUCCCACGCCGUAAAGGCGACGCCCAUCUCGUUCGGUCAGAACGUUAGCAUUUUCGGCUCCCGGUGCCAGAAGCCCGACCUCGAACGCAGGAGCAGCUUCGUGAGCAUCGACGGCGACGACAACCUGCAGUCGCCCUCGGGCACCGGGGAUAACGACGAAUUCCCUCCCACCCCCACCAAGCAGAACAGCGGCAGGAACUCCAAGAACAACAGCUUGAGGAGCAACCUAUUCGGCCGGCGAGCCUCGGUGGGCCCGGACACGUUCGCUCCACCCACCCCCGAAGAGAUUCCCUCUCCGAAGUUCUCCAAGAGUAAGUCUUUCCCGCGUGGGUCUGCCGAGGCCGGUGCGGGCACCAAGAAGGGCCUCUUCGAGCGCUCUCCGAACCCGUUCCGGAACUCUCAAGACAUCGACGCGUCUUCUCCUUUCGGCAGGCGGACGUCGAUCCCAUCCUGCACGUCACCGCUCUUGAGCCACUCUCUCAAAUCUCUUUCCACUCCAUCGCCUGCGGAUGGUGCUGAGCAAAUGACCUCUUCAGUCGCUCCUACUCCCACCCUUGACCGAUCAAAGUCGCCUCACACUCCGCAAGGGAGCUACACCCCGCCGGACGCCAGCCGGCUCUCCAUCUCAGGCCAGGCCAAUCGCAGAGGCUCGGUUCCGUUCUACGCCAGCAUCAACGGCGGGCUGGCCUUCCCUCCGGCCACUCCGACCACAUCCAGGGACCAGGUCUUCGUCUUCGGCAACGCUCAGCCCGUGGCGCCGAUCACCGGCCUCACCAAGAACGACGUCGACACCAGCCUCACGGCCUGCUUCCAGAACGUUAAGCUCCUUCCGGGUGAUGGCGAAUUCUCCCAGGUCUUCCUCGUCGACCAGUCCGCGCACGAUUCGAUGACCCAGUCUCCGUCGUCGAAUUCACUCACCAAGCGGUGGGUCGUCAAAAAGUCAAAGAAGCCCUUCACCGGCCCAAGAGACAGGGACCGGAAGAUGCUGGAAGUGGAGAUCCUCAAGUCCCUGCGCGGUAACGAGCACAUCAUCGAGUUCACCAACUGCUGGGAGGCGAACCAGCACCUCUACAUCCAGACGGAGUACUGCGAAAAUGGAAACCUCAAGACUUUCCUGAGCGAGACCGGCGAUAAGGCCCGACUAGACGACUUCAGAAUCUGGAAGAUUUUGCUGGAGCUUUCAUCGGGCGUCAAGCACAUCCACGACUCCGGCUUUAUCCACCUCGAUCUCAAACCGGCCAACGUCUUCAUAGACUGGGAAGGCGUGCUGAAGAUUGGCGAUUUCGGCCUCGCGAGCACGUGGCCGGCGCCGGACGGCAUCGAUGGCGAGGGCGAUCGCGAGUACAUCGGACCCGAGAUCCUCCGCGGUCAGUUCGACAAGCCCGCCGACGUCUUCGCGCUUGGCAUGAUCAUGGUUGAGAUUGCGGGCAACAUCAUUCUGCCCGACAACGGUGCUUCGUGGCAGCGUCUCCGGAACGGCGACCUGAGCGAUCUUCCCAGCCUCACCUUCAGCUCGGAUACCACGCUGGAGCGGGACGAGUCCGGCGACCCCAUCCUCGACGAGGAGGUCGUCGUGGCCCCGUCCCACGAGCCUCUCUUCGGCUCUGACCACGACGACGAGACCUCCCAGACGCUUCGCAAACUCUCGCCCAGGAGGUACCUCACCGACACUCUCGUCGAGCCCCCUCAGUUCAUGGUGGAUCCCGAAGACGAAGGUGCCUUGGACAGGGUCGUCCAAUGGAUGAUUUCUCCCGAUCCGCACAUGCGCCCGAUCAUCGAUCAGAUCUACCACCUUGACGGUGUCCAAUGGGUUUACAGGCGCAGGCGCGCCGGUGCCACCAUCUACGAAGGCAACUGGGGGCCUGCGGACUAUGUUCUCAACCCCGAGCAGGACGUCGACAUGAUGGACAUGAACUGA